Messenger RNA from Clonostachys solani, 573 nucleotides. The record is from the annotation of a GenBank genome assembly. NCBI's taxonomy places the organism in Eukaryota, Fungi, Ascomycota, Sordariomycetes, Hypocreales, Bionectriaceae.
AUGUCGAUAAACGAUAUUGUGAAGACAUUUCCACAUUGGAAAGCCGAGAUUUCUAGCUGGAUACUCUCAGCAGAUGCCUCUAUUUCAGCUUCAGAUUCAGACAGUAAAAUAUGGGAGAACCUUGACAGGCAAGGGGGUGUUGGAGAAGCUUUAUCCGAGGAAGAACAAUCAGGCCUCCUAAUAACGCUUUUCGCACUUCAACUCCUUGUGGCCUCCCUUUUCAUGCAAAAGAAACCAAUGACUGAAGAGCUCCGGAAUCAGUGCAAUGAUCUGCACGAGUUUCUUUCUCAUUCAAUGUCCAAGUUUGGAGGUGAGCUUUCAGCUAGCGCCUCCUGGAGACAUGUUGGGUGGCUCAGAAGGUUCCAGACUUGGCUUGUUUGGGACCUCUCUAAAUCCUUCAAGGAAGACGCCUCAUUCGAGCGUGAGAUGCAGAAACACAUAAAGUACGAAUACGCCGGCUCAGAGAAAGGAGAAAAAGGGGUCAUAAGCAUGGUACACUUGAAUGGCGGGGUCGCGUACCGCUCAGAUAAAAAAACAGGGAGGUUCGUCGCUGUGAAGCAAAAGAGGAAGUAG